Molecule: messenger RNA, 1169 nt
Organism: Effrenium voratum
Lineage: Eukaryota; Dinophyceae; Suessiales; Symbiodiniaceae
Source: the annotation of a GenBank genome assembly
UGCUCAAGUUGUGUAUACUGAUUUCCCUUACCAAACGCCACCUCAACACCUGCUGUGGAGCAGCAGGCAUGCGCAGUCGCCACAACGAACUGGCGUGGCUAUGGCUGGGACCAACGUUGUGCUGACCGCUGGGACCAUGGUUGUCACAGUACUCAUCUGCUUCCUGAAAGUUCAGCUCUGGCGUACCCAGCCUUCACACAAGGAGGACACACUUGAGAGAGAGUUCCGCAACUGCACCAAAAUCUUUCUGGACCUCGGUGCAAAUCGGGGCACCCACAUUCGCAAGCUGUUCGAGCCAGAGAAGUAUCCCGAUGCCAAGUACCUGCAGAUCUUCGACCGACUCUUCGGGCCUCCAACCUUCCGGCAGCAGCCGUCCAAGGUGACGGGGCUUUGCGCCAUUGGAUUUGAAGCCAAUCCAAGGUGGCGCGACACCUUCAGCAGCAUCGAGCGGGCCUAUCGUGAUAAGGGCUGGCACGUGAUUUUCUACCGUGUCGCAGUCUCCAAUCGUACAGGAAAGGCCGUAUUUUACAAGAAUGACUUCAACGGCUCGAACAGUGGCUGGGGGUUCAGUCGGCACAAGCACAACCGGGAGCGAGGCCGCCAGCACUGGAUGCAAGGCGCCCCUCCCGUGUUGGUACCGAUCCGGGACUUCGGGGUCUUUCUUCAGCAGCUAAAUGCUACGGCGCCUAGUGGCACGCGGCUGAUGAAGAUGGACAUUGAGGGUAGCGAGUACGAUGUCAUGCUCGAGCUGCUUGAGAAUGGCCAGCUUUGCAAGCACACGUUGGACAUGAUCACAAUUGAAUGGCACCCGUGGCUCUUCAGAGACAGGCGUGAAGUCUUGGCUCAGGACAGCUUUUUGCGACGAACCAUUCAGGAGUCCCGUGCCUGUGCGAGCGGACCGCAGGCGGACAUCUGGGACUUUGAUGACGAGUCCUACCUCGGCGAUGGCCAGCCACUGCCACGGCCACGCCUUUGAGCCAAGAAGAUUGGCAAUCUGCAUCGGCAAGUCCGGCCAGCACCACCAGCAGGGCGACAUGUGGCAAGCCUGAAAGAGAACAAGUGCGCAUGGUGGGGUGAUUCAGCUCCUUCUUGGCCUUGAACACGUGGCGAGAUUGCGGAGGUUCCAGAAAUCACAAAAGGCGCUGACCUAGGAGCGCUUGGAAAGCCGA